CGAUAUUGAACAUGUGAGCCAUGAUGCACCAUGUGCUGUCCGAUAUUUCUCCGUGAUAGUGAAUCGAACUGCAGGAAUAAAGCGAACCAUAUAAUGAUCCAUCUUGUCUUCUUCCCCCUUGUUGCCAACGUUCAUCUUGUCGAUCAAGUCCAAGUUCCUCCAUGUCAGCUCCAAACACUGCCGGAACCGCCAUACUUGGCGCGGGUAUCUUCGCCAAGGAAGCACACCUUCCUGCACUGCAAGCACUUGGUCCUCUCGCGCCAAAGCUUAAAGCCGUUUACUCGCGAUCAGAGAAGAGUGCGCGUGAAUUGGCUGCCCAAGCAACAACUCUCCUCAACACUACUCCUGAUGUCUACUUCGACGGAAAUCCAUCUUCCAAUCUCGAUGCACUUCUUGCCAGAUCUGACAUUUCAUCCGUUAUCAUCAUGCUCCCAAUCACCCAACAGCCCUCCAUCGUCUUGAAAGCACUCGCCGCCGGCAAACACGUGCUAAGUGAAAAGCCUGUUGCACCGGACGUGGCGUCUGGUGUCAAAUUGAUCGCUCAGUAUGAAGCCCAGUAUAAGCCCAAGGGGCUUGUGUGGAGAAUAGCUGAAAAUUUCGAAGCCGAGCCGGGCUAUAUCGCCGCUGGCCGUGCUAUCGCUGCCGGCAAGAUAGGAAAAGUCGCCUUCUUCAACUCUCAUAUCGUCAACUUCAUCGAUCAAGAUUCGAAAUGGUAUAAGACCCCGUGGCGUACUGUUCCGGACUAUCAAGGAGGCUUCCUGCUCGAUGGCGGUGUGCACUCUGUCGCGGUUCUUCGCGUCGUACUCCCGAGUGCAAUGACUCACCUGUCUGGGUUUGCAUCGCUAAACAAAGAGUGGCUUGCACCUCACGAUACCAUUAACACAAUCAUAAAGAACGCAGACGGUUCACAUGGCACCUUUGAACUCAGUUUCGCUGCACCCAGCUCGUCUCGUUCUAACGCAGGUCGAGGUACUGUCAUCACCGGUACAGAUGGAUGGCUUCAAGUUCAACAAACCCUGGCUCGUGACCUCAUUCACAACAUCGAUAAGCCCAUCAUUCGCGUCACUAUCGAGUCGGCCACCCGUGAUGCAAAUGGGGUACUUGGCCCCGAAAAGGAGGAGGUCAUCGAUGAGCCUAUCAGAGGCAUAGAAAUGGAGCAGGCGAGCUUUUUUGCAGCCCUGGAUGGAAAAGAUGACGGCCUUGGCAGCCCCCUUGGUGCACUGAAGGAUGUUGCGGUUAUUCAGGCUGCCUUGAAUAGUGGUGGUGAACUCAUCGAUCUUGAGAAGCUCAUCAGCCAGUCCUAGAUGGACAUGCGGCACGAAAAAGUCGGGGAAGCAGCACAAAACGAUUGGCGUGUGAUUAUGGGAAUUGUUAUCGACGGCAGCCAUACGCGUAUAUGUAUCCUGAUCUGAUAUUCUGAUGUCCUGUGUCCCUUGUAGGCAGUUUUGGAUCCCUGCUUGAGUAAAUGAUGGUAAUGCACUAUGUCUGCUCUCACGCUGGACAAGCGCUGGAA
Molecule: messenger RNA, 1513 nt
Organism: Suillus bovinus
Lineage: Eukaryota; Fungi; Basidiomycota; Agaricomycetes; Boletales; Suillaceae
Exons: 5
Coding region: 162-1304 (380 amino acids)
Biological process (GO): NADPH regeneration
Cellular component (GO): cytoplasm
Molecular function (GO): nucleotide binding; oxidoreductase activity
Source: RefSeq, a predicted model, not a curated record